AUGGCAGAUGACUUUCGCGCCGAGGUCACAGUUUUCGCGCAGGAGUACGCUUCGCUGUUUUCCUCUCCCCUCUGUUCGUCAGCUGAAGGCGUGGCGGGGAUUGCAGGGCAAGUAGGCAAACGCUACGUCCCUGGCGUCACGUUCUUCACGAACGACAAGAGCCAAGAUGAGGCUGCACGACUGAUAGAACGAGAGAUGCGCAAGAACAUCGAUUCCGGUGUCGGGACGCAUCUGGAACUGCUCGCUAUCGAAAAGAUUGACAUCUACAGCUCUUCCUUAGCUCUUGCCUGGCUUCAAUGGGCAUUCCACCCCAAGGCAGGUUCAAAGUGGGCUGGACGUGACUGGACGUUCACCAACAUCUACGCAUACCGCACCGCGAGUGCAGAGGUGGCCGCAGGCUGGGAAUUCGUUGUGCGAGAUCACGAAGUGAACUCGAUGAUCGCUGCCACUGGAAUGGAUUUCAGCAAGUAG
Messenger RNA from Baudoinia panamericana UAMH 10762, 471 nucleotides. RefSeq lists its product as uncharacterized. The transcript has 2 exons. The record is from RefSeq and is a predicted model, not a curated record. Bases 1 to 471 code for a protein of 156 amino acids. Lineage: Eukaryota; Fungi; Ascomycota; Dothideomycetes; Mycosphaerellales; Teratosphaeriaceae.